GGAGUCGCCUGCACAUAUCAAAACAUUGUAGGAGUCGAGUCCUACAGGCUGCAGUGCAGUUAGACCCCAUUUAAACACAUUCCUGUGACCUGCCUUAGACGCACGCUCCAGUUCAGUGUCAACAUAAGUCCCAGACCAUGUUGUAUAUUCUACUGAUAUCAUAGAAAGAUUUGAGUGGCAGAGUAGCCAUUACUACUAAACAACCAUAGCAGGCAGAUAUCCAGAGUUAGUCAAAUUAAUAUAUUUGUUUUAGGAGAGGUGAACUCUCUGCACUUUCACUGGUGUGUGUGUUUCUUUCUGCUUGAAUCCCUCGGCUAAACCAUAAUCCUUACGGUUUGUUCUGAAAUUGCAUUAUUUUUUGCUUGUCCUCAACAUUACAUUGUCCCUCUUGUUGUUUUGUCCUCCACCGCGCUGACCGUGGUGUCGCCUCUGGCCGGCAGGGAGCGCUGCUUCGCUGACAGCCUGGCCCCAGUAUAUAUUAAAAAAAAGUUUGUUCUGCGUUGUUUUUACGCAGGCGCAAAGCAUGCCGUUUGUCCAGUUUCUCUGGUUGACUUACCUGUGAGGUGGAGCAGCUUCGGUUCUUCGUGAGAGGAUUAAAUAAUACCGGCCACGGGUUUGGGUAAACGCGUCCCGGGAGACUGUAACCUCAUUCCUAGCUAUGUGAGACUAUAGGGACGCCCGCUGCGGAGCUGCUCGAGAUUUCUCCAGGAUUUCAGAAUCUGUGCAACAGCAGGUGCGCGAGCGGGGACAAACGGCGAGAGGAGACGACGAGGGGGGGGGAUGUGCUUCCGUGAGUGAGUACACUAUUGAAACAGAAUAAAUUAUUGGGAAAUUCAACUGGUUGCUUUUCUUAAUGCCAAAUUGUCGGGUCCUGCUUAAUUAUGCGGCUGGUGAUCCCCACGGCUGCCGAAUUUCAGGAUUCAGCGGCAGCCUGAAGCCUCCGUGCCUGCGGUGAGGGACUCUUCGCCCCGGGGUGGUGGCAGUGGGACAAACGCCACACAUUGUUUCCGUGUAGUAAGCCUCCCCGUGGACACCGAACACGGUGCUCGCGCUGUGGGUAAAAUUAACAAUUGGAAAGAUGAUGGGCUUCCUACGCCGGACGUUCAGCCACCGCUCGCGCAGACGGUUUCAGACAGCGGACGAGUGGGACGGGAAAGGAAGAGGGGGAACCGCGAACCCCGCGCUCCUCGCGCACCAGCAGCAGGUCGUCCACGCGCCCGCGGUGGUGACCGGGGGAGCGGCCGUGCACAUCCCAGCGGCUGGGACCGAGAAGGAUGCAAUCACCUGCCGCGUGCUGCUGCUGGAUGGGUCGGACGUUAACGUGGAUAUACCAAAAAGGUCAAAGGGCCAGGAGCUGUUUGACCAGAUCAGGUAUCAUCUGGACCUGGUGGAGGCUGACUACUUUGGACUGCAGUUCAUGGACCCAGAACAAGUCUCACACUGGCUGGAUGUGUCCAAGCCCAUAAAGAAACAGAUCAGAGAUGGUCCUCCAUACAGACUGUUUUUCAGGGUGAAGUUCUACUCCUCAGAGCCCAAUAACCUACAUGAGGAGUUCACCAGGUACCUGUUUGUGCUGCAGCUUCGACAAGACAUUCUGUCCGGCAAGUUGAAGUGUCCAUAUGAUGUCUCAGUAGACCUGGGGGCCUACUGCUUACAGAGUGAGCUGGGGGACUGUGACCCUCUAGAGCAUUCUCCUGAGCUGGUGUCAGAGUUUCGCUUCACACCCAAACAGAGUGAGACCAUGGAGGCAGACAUCUUUAACAAGUGGGUGGACCUAAGGGGUACGGAUCCAUCCCAGACAGAGACCAGCUUCCUCAACAAGUGUAAAUGGCUGGAGCUGUACGGAGUGGACAUGCACUUUGUCAAGGGAAGGGACGGAGCUGAGUACGCCCUGGGUCUGACUCCCACUGGCAUCCUGGUGUUUGAGGGCUCCACCAAGAUAGGCCUCUUCUUCUGGCCCAAGAUCACCCGCCUGGAUUUCAAAAAGAGUCGACUCACCCUAGUGGUGACGGAGGACGAUGAUCAGGGGCGGGAGCAGGAGCACACCUUUGUGUUCCAGUUGGACAGUUCGAAGACGUGUAAACACUUGUGGAAAUGUGCUGUGGAGAGCCACGCCUUCUUCCGGCUGCGCCAGCCCACAGCUGGGAAGGCCUCCAGCAGUGACUUCACACGCCUUGGAUCACGUUUCAGGUUCAGUGGAAAGACUGAGUACCAGGCGACCCACGGAGGGAGGCUGAGGAGGGCCAGUACGUUUGAGAGGCGACCCAGCAAGAGAUACCCGUCUCGCACUCACUCACUGGGUGGCAAGGCCCUCUCUCCAGCCAAACCACCACAUAUCAGCGCCCACACCAGCCCCGAACCUAGUCUACACCCAUACCAGCGUAACAUCCCUAUAGCCCAUGAGCCUUGGCACCCAGCCCUCACACCCCCCAUCUACCUACAACACUCAGGACACACAUCCCCGCACAGUUUCCCUCGGCGUGGUCCUGUCCUGGGAGGGGAGCAGCAGUUCAGUGUUGAGGAGAACGAGACGCCGUACUCUGGAAGCAUACACCAUCUCCACUGCAGACACACACACUACGACAACAGCCAGGAGACUUACUGUCACACACACAGCAAGAACAAACACAGAGCCCCUCCCUGUCCUGUAGAUGAGUUGGAGCUCUGUCUGCUCAACCCCCUGGAGACAGACAGCAACACCUCUCCCUGGCCUACACUACAUGUCAACAUGGACAACAAGGCAGAGGAGAAGCAGUUGUCUGAGAAGUCUCUCCAGCCCUCCUCUCCCCGCAGCUCUCCAGACCAUCUCAAGUGUAACAUCUACAAAGCACAGAUGGAGGCUGUCUAUAGAGAUGCUCCGCUGACGCCCAGAGGGAAGACCUGUAGUCUGGAGAUCAAUGACAGGUAUCAGAGCUCCAGUCAGGACUCUCGAGACUCUGCCACUUCCAGUCUGACCACAGAGAAAACCUCCCUCCGCCCCGACCACAACUCAACCACAGACAGACCCGCCAAGUCUAACCCUAACACCAACCGCAGGAAAAGACUGGUCAGGCAGUUCAGCUUUAACCAUGAGGACGAGGAUAAUCUCCCAGAGGCACUUGCAGCGAUCUCUUCCCGGAGCACUGGGAAGUGUGGCUCUAACAACUCACUGGACAACCAGACACAACCCUCCAUAUACCCUCAGGAAACAAACACACAGAUGGACAUGCCGAUACUGGAGCUGAGGAGUCCAUGCUGUGAGCGUUCUCACUCUCCCUACCUCUCCCCUUCCUUCUACCACACCUCCAUCCCUCCCCUGGUACCCUGCCUCUCCUCUCACACCAACAGCGAGGAGGAGAUGAGGUUGGGCAGAGAGAAGAUUCUCAGGGCUCUCCUGAUGACGGAGCUCUGAGUCCGUGACCCCUGUGACAUCAUGAAUGCCUCAUGGACCUGGUGUGAGACGACCUUCAGGAGUCCCACGUCCACUGGCUGCACUCAGCAGUCAGCAUUUACUGUACAUAAUGCAGUCAACCUUUGUAGAUUUGCAUACAAAAGAAUUUGCUUAACUGUUAUUUUAAAAGGAACAUGUUUUAUGUCUACCCACACUACACACCCUGUAAUAACAUGCUCCCCCACUACACACCCUGUAAUAACAUGCUCCCACACUACACACCCUGUAAUAACAUGCUCCCACACUACACACCCUGUAAUAACAUGCUCCCC
This is a messenger RNA of Oncorhynchus mykiss (rainbow trout), 3702 nucleotides long. RefSeq names its product erythrocyte membrane protein band 4.1 like 4B (gene epb41l4b). Lineage: Eukaryota; Metazoa; Chordata; Actinopteri; Salmoniformes; Salmonidae. Gene Ontology annotation, biological process: actomyosin structure organization. Gene Ontology annotation, molecular function: cytoskeletal protein binding. Gene Ontology annotation, cellular component: cytoskeleton. The record is from RefSeq and is a predicted model, not a curated record.